AUGGGGCGCAUGGCAUAUCUUGGGAAGACACUUCAUGGAAAAUACGGACCUGUUGUGCGUGUUGGUCCUAAUGAAGUAUGGUUCAAUAGCAAAGAGGCUUUCCAUGCCAUUUACAUGGCAACUGCCUUGAGCAAGCCUCACAUCGACUGGCAUCUCAACCCCGAAUUCCAAGAUAAUCUCGAUCUUCUGUCAGAGCGAGAUGCGAGACGCUACCGCCUUCAACGCCGACUCAUUGGGCCUGUGUAUCAGACUUCCAAUCUGAUACAGUAUGAAGCUGCAAUUGAUGAGGUUCUUGCACGCUGUAUCGCCAAGCUAAAGACAUUGAACGGUGCUCAGGUUGAACUCAACGAGUGGAUGCACAUCAUCGCCGUCGAAUGCCUUGGUGCGAUCGUGCUAUCCUGGUCGCCAGGAAUGCUAAAGAACGGCACUGAUAAUGGUUCUGGUGCUCACGCAUACCAUGGCUGGAGACGAAAGAGUGUCUUUGGUUUGUUCCCAAUGGCUGCUAAGCUGGAGUUCUUACACAAGUCAAUCGGGCGACUCUUCAGUACUGUCUGGGGCAUAAACUUCCAACCGCCAAAGGACUUCAGGCCAUUCUUUCCGGAUGUCGGCAAAAGAGUCUCAAGACGUGUGAACGCAGCCACGAAAUCCAAGCUCAAUAAAGAUGAUCGCAAAGAUCUCCUAGCGGAUUUGAUCCAGCUACAUAAAGAGAAACCUAACUUUACAGAACUUUACCUUCGCAAGAUGGCUGUGACCAACUUCGGUGCUGGGCAUGAGACCAUGGCAUCAACACUUACCUCGAUCUUUGCGCUACUAGGCUCAAACGAUGAUGUUCAAGCACAAGUAUUUCAAGAGAUCCUUGGAGCAAGUAAUCCCGCUGAAUACUCCACUGCAACUCGCUUAUCAGAGACGCAAUCACUCAUCAAGGAAGCCAAGCGGCUGUAUCCCGUCAUCAGCAUGUCAUUGCCGCGCAAGGUCCCCUCAGAAGGCCUUCAUCUUCAUGGCUACUAUUUCUCACCAAACACAACUGUGGGUUGUAACCCAGUAGCUCUGCAUCGCAACCCAGAGAUCUUUGGUUCAGAUUCGGAUAUGUUCAACCCAGCCCGUUGGUCAACUGCAGAUCCCGACGCAGCACGUACAAUGGAACGUGUCAACCUCAGCUGGGGCGGCGGCUCCAGAUCAUGUCCAGGACGACAUUUAGCAGAGCUGGUAGUCUUCAAGGUCGUCCCUGCCUUGGUGAAGGAGUUUAAAAUCGAGGUCGACGUGCCUCCCGAAGACAAGAAUCGGUCGUAUUUCUUGUCAAUGCUGAUAGGGGUCAAAGCGCGCUUCAUUGAACGAGACGCAGGGCUAUCGUCGGACAAAGAAUGA
Fusarium musae is the source of this 1365-nucleotide messenger RNA. RefSeq lists its product as uncharacterized. Gene Ontology annotation, molecular function: monooxygenase activity; heme binding; oxidoreductase activity, acting on paired donors, with incorporation or reduction of molecular oxygen. The record is from RefSeq and is a predicted model, not a curated record. NCBI's taxonomy places the organism in Eukaryota, Fungi, Ascomycota, Sordariomycetes, Hypocreales, Nectriaceae. Bases 1 to 1365 code for a protein of 454 amino acids. The transcript has 3 exons.